AAAGGAAAAAAGAACACACAAAAAAGUAGAGUUACAGUCUUGAGUUGGUAGAAGAGCGACUGGUAAAUAAGAUGUUCGAAGAUGAGAAUAGCUGGGAGCCGGGAGGAGUCGCUAGAUCUGAGUCACUGGAAGACGAGGCUGGAUUAAUUGAAGACAUCUCAGACUCCUUCAAUGAUGUAUCUUCUUACUCGGAAAGGAGAGAUUCGAAUCAGGUUUACGAAGCAAAUCCUUCAAAGCGCACAGAACCAUCAGCAGCUUCCUCUACAAGUCUGCUUAACAGGAAUGAAGAGAAGAAAAACAUUCCGAUUUCUGAGGCCAACAUAGCAGAUGUCAUCCCACUGUCGAAACUAGAAACGCCCGGGACCUCCAUUUCAUCAGAGACAAAGGAAACUGAAGACUAUCAAAAAGUCAGAGUCCCAUCUGGGGAGAAAGUUAGUCCACAAGGCUCUAAAGAAAGUCAGAAAGAAUUUGACUUAGAGGAAGAUAACUUUACAGUUAAUCUUGAGGCCAGGGGUUUACAAGAAUUCCCUAGGGAUGUUUUCAAAGCCAAAUAUGUAAAAUAUCUAUAUUUAGAUAAGAAUCAAAUAAAAACUUUCAAAGUAGCAGACCCAGGGGAUCUGCUAGGACUUGAAAUUCUGUCCCUGCAAGAAAAUGGAUUGUCAUCCAUUCCCUUGGAAAUUCAUUUGCUUACCAAUUUAAGGAUUCUAAAUGCCAGUUACAACCAGAUAUCAUGCAUACCAAAAGAAUUAUUACAACUUGAGAAUAUGAGACAACUCUUUUUAAAUAGUAAUUGUAUUGAGAAUUUACCUUCUGACUUGGAAAGUCUUAUAAAUUUGGAAACUUUAAGUCUGGGCAAAAAUAUGUUAACAAAUGUACCAGAGUCUUUGUCUAGUUUGAAAAACUUGCAAGUUCUUAAUCUGGAAUAUAAUCAACUAACAAUAUUUUCUAAAUCCCUAUGCUUUCUUCCAAAAUUAAUUUCACUAAACCUUACUGGAAACAUGAUAGGCAGUUUGCCAAAAGAAAUUAGGGAACUGAAAAACUUAGAAAACCUUUUAAUGGAUCAUAAUAAACUUACUUUCUUGUCUGUGGAAAUUUUUCAGUUGCCCAAAAUAAAAGAGCUUCAGCUAGCUGACAAUAAAUUGGAAGCUAUCUCACCGAAAAUAGAGAAUUUCAGAGAACUCAGAAUUCUUAACCUUGAUAAAAACUUACUAAAAAAGAUACCCAAGAAACUUUCUCGCUGUGUGAAGUUGGAAUGUCUUAGUCUUAGUGAUAAUAGCAUAGAAGAGCUUCCUAGGAAAAUCCAUAGGCUUAAAAAUUUGAAACAACUCCAUGUAAGCAGAAAUAAAAUGAUAAAAAUGGCUGAAGAAAUCUCCCAUCUCAGUAAUAUAAUCAGUCUGGAGUUUUCAGGCAACCAAAUCACACAUAUUCCAAUUGAAAUAAAGAACUGCAGAAAAAUAACCAGAGUUGAAUUGAAUUAUAAUAAUAUAAUGUAUUUCCCAGUGGGACUGUGUGCUUUACCAUCACUUGACUACUUGAGUUUUAAUGGAAAUUAUAUUUCAGAAAUCCCUAUGGAUGUAUCUUUCAGUAAGCAACUGCUACAUUUAGAGUUGAAUACAAACAAACUCCCCGUGCUUUCAGAACACUUAUGUUCUCUCACGAAUCUUGAAUACCUGGACGUUGGCCAAAACCAAAUAAAAACAAUCCCGUCCUGCAUCUCUACUAUGGUGUCGCUCCGUGUGCUCAUUGUGUCUGGUAAUAAGUUUGAAACUUUCCCAAAGGAACUGUGUGCUUUACACAACUUGCAAGUACUUGAUAUUUCAGAAAAUCAGUUACAGAAGCUACCUUCAGAUAUAACUAAACUAAAAGGUAUCCAGAAAUUAAACUUGUCAAGCAAUCGGUUCUCCUAUUUUCCUGUUGAACUGUGCCAACUGCAAACACUGGAGGCAUUGUACCUGUCCAGGACCCAUGGCAGGAUGUUAACAAGACUCCCAGAAGAGCUGACUAGUAUGACUCAACUGAAAACACUCGACAUCUCCAACAAUGCCAUCAAAGAGAUUCCAAGAAAUAUUGGGGAGCUAAGAUAUCUGGUUAGUCUACAUGCAUACAACAAUCAAAUAAGUUCUUUGCCACCAUCCUUCCUGUCCUUAAAAGUUCUACAGCACCUAGACCUCAGAGGAAACAAUCUGACAGCUCUGCCUAGUGCUAUCUACAGUCUUAUGUCACUGAAAGAGAUCAAUUUUGAUGACAACCCUUUGCUGAGACCUCCGGUGGAAGUCUGUAAAGGAAAACAGCUGCACACUAUUGCAUGCUAUCUCCAAAGAGCAGAUGAAAGAGACGAGAAAAUUUUAGAGAAGAUAUUCAACAUAGUUGCCAACACUAUCACUGAAAUAAACUUUGAAUUUUUGAAACAAAAACUAAACAUGACAACCUCAGAAAAUAGCAUCCUUGUAAGGAACCCUACUCCAUUAAAUGAAAGAAUCUACAACGAAUUUGUUAAGUGGAAAGCAGAUAAGAACUUGUUAUUCACAACGGCUGACUUAAGAGACCAACUUGUUCGGGCACUAAAUAUGAUAGGAGCCUACGACAUAAUAGACAAGAUCACAGCUUUGAAUCUCUAUACAAGUGUCAUCAAACUCUAG
This is a messenger RNA of Cricetulus griseus (Chinese hamster), 2639 nucleotides long. The record is from RefSeq and is a predicted model, not a curated record. Lineage: Eukaryota; Metazoa; Chordata; Mammalia; Rodentia; Cricetidae.